CGAUAAUGGUGAAACUAACAAUAGUUGGUAGGGUUGAAGAUGGAUUGCCUCUUGCACAAGAUCAAACCUAUGUCAACCAAGAGGACAAUACUAGUUUCUUGCUGUACAAGCAACAAGCAGAAUUUCUUCUUAAACAAGUCUCCAAAGACUCAUUAUUACAUCCAAAGAUGACCAUCUUGCUCGAUCAUCAUUCUUUCCACUUCCUGGUGGAGAAGAAGAUAUGUUACAUCGCGCUAUCUGAUUCUUCAUAUCCAAGAAAGCUAUUGUUUAAUUACUUGCAGAAUCUGAACAAGGAGCUUGAUAAGCUGGACGAGAAAGCACUGAUCCAGAAAAUCUCAAAGCCCUAUAGCUUCAUUAGGUUUGGUAAGAUCAUAGGGAGAAUAAGAAAACAAUAUAUAGACACGAGAACACAAGCUAAUCUAUCGAAGCUGAAUGCAUUGCGGAAACAAGAACUCGAUGUAGUUACUGAGCAUUUGAAUGAUAUAAUACAAAGACAACAAAUUUUAGAAACAUUAGAAAAGGCGUCCUCAGAUCCUCCAAUGAUUGUUUCAACCAUUUGGAGCUCACGAUGUCUUCAGGAUAUUUCGUUAAAAUGGACACCAGUGACGAUUAUUAUUCUCGUUAUUCUUGUUCUUUUCAAAGCAAGCUUGAUUAUGACAGAUGAUUAUUUAAUUUCAACCAUGAUAUGAUCAAGAAGAAGAGUGUAUAUAUGAAACAUCCUAGUAGCUAUUUAAUUAUCGUUACUCGUUAAAAUACUGACUUUGAAAUGUUGUUUAAGUAAGUCUACGACAAUAGUAAACUCUAUGGACGAACAAGAAGACAGACAAAGAAAGAGACAUGAACCAAUUAUAAACAACACUGAACUUACAAAUAAU
This is a messenger RNA of Arabidopsis thaliana (thale cress), 875 nucleotides long. Its product is annotated as SNARE-like superfamily protein. Gene Ontology annotation, biological process: endoplasmic reticulum to Golgi vesicle-mediated transport; retrograde vesicle-mediated transport, Golgi to endoplasmic reticulum. The transcript has 4 exons. Gene Ontology annotation, cellular component: cytoplasm; membrane; Golgi membrane. Lineage: Eukaryota; Viridiplantae; Streptophyta; Magnoliopsida; Brassicales; Brassicaceae. The coding region runs from base 6 to 689 and encodes 227 amino acids. Gene Ontology annotation, molecular function: SNAP receptor activity. The record is from RefSeq and is marked reviewed.